This is a messenger RNA of Salvelinus namaycush (lake trout), 698 nucleotides long. RefSeq names its product cytohesin-3-like. NCBI's taxonomy places the organism in Eukaryota, Metazoa, Chordata, Actinopteri, Salmoniformes, Salmonidae. Gene Ontology annotation, biological process: regulation of ARF protein signal transduction. The annotation marks the transcript as partial. Gene Ontology annotation, molecular function: guanyl-nucleotide exchange factor activity. The transcript is spliced from 7 exons. The record is from RefSeq and is a predicted model, not a curated record.
AUGAGUCCUCUGGACCUGUGGGAGGACCUAUGGGAGGACCUGUGGGAGGACCUGUGGGAGGACCUGUGGGAGGACCUGUGGGAGGACCUGUGGGUGGACCUGUGGGUGGACUGUGCCUGUACUCCUGUGAUACCUGAGGAUCUCUCGCUGGAAGAGAGGGAUGAGCUGUCAAACAUCCGGCGGAGGAAGAGAGAGCUGCUGGAUGAUAUUGAGCGCUUGAAGUUUGAGAUAGCUGAAGUCAUGACUGAGAUCGAGCAACUAACGUGUGUAGGAGAGAGCAAAAUUACACAGAGGAACAAACAGAUUGCCAUGGGGAGGAAGAAAUUCAACAUGGAUCCUAAGAAGGGGAUCCAGUUUCUCCUGGAAAACGACCUUCUGCAGCACACCCCAGAAGAUAUCUCUCAGUUCCUCUACAAGGGUGAGGGCCUGAACAAGACUGUCAUCGGAGAUUACUUAGGGGAGCGAGAUGAGUUUAACCUCGAUGUACUACAGGCGUUCGUAGAGCUUCAUGAGUUUGCUGACCUCAACCUCGUCCAGGCCUUAAGGCAGUUCCUGUGGAGUUUUCGUCUACCUGGUGAGGCUCAGAAAAUUGACCGGAUGAUGGAGGCGUUUGCCUCGCGGUACUGCGGCUGUAACCCUGGGGUGUUCCAGUCAACAGGUCUGAUCCUCAGCAUUCAACACUGUCUACCUCCCAAAUG